GAGUGUCUUGUUCUCACACUGCUUUCCUAUAAUUUCCAGAAAGCCAGAACGCUGCACGGAGACACCCCAGCAAGCCCCGCCGUGGUCGCGGGCACUUGGUAUUUAGUUUGCGGUUGCGGGGCCGAGCGUCGAGGCGGAGGGUUAGGACAGUCGCCCCCUGAACGGUGGGAAGUGGCCGUACUGAGUUCGCCACUGCGAGAGGAGGCUGCACCCGCCCAGAGGAUGCUCAGGACCCUGCGGGAGCCUUUCCGGAUCAGAACUUUUUAGGCUGCCCGCCCCUACCCCCGCAGUCCCCCGGCCGCGUACCCGCAGGUGGGGGUCGAGGGGCGCCGCGGCGCAGAUUCCCCUCCCGUCCCCACCCCCAGCUCGGCCGCCCGCCGCUUUGUUCCGGGCGCGCGGAGGGAAGGCGAGGCUGCGGCGGAUCAUGCCCAUGGUGUAGCCGCCAAGCGGAGGCAUGGCUGCCGGAAGGUUACUGCUCUAUACCGGGCUUUCGCUAGCGCUCUGCGCCCUCGGCAUGCUGGCUGUGGCCAUCUGCUCAGACCACUGGUACGAGACAGACGCCAGGAAGCACAGGGACAGGUGCAAGGCCUUCAACACCCGCCGGGUCGACCCCGGUUUCAUUUACAACAACAACAACAACUUGCCUCUGCGCGCGAGCCGCUCGCGCCUGGACCGCUGGGAGGGCAAACUCCUCCGGGCCCGGAAUCGCCGGCAGCUGUUCGCCAUGAGCCCCGCGGACGAGUGCAGCCGGCAGUACAACUCCACCAACAUGGGCCUCUGGAGGAAGUGCCACCGGCAGGGUUUUGACCCGGAGAUAGCGGCCCUCAUACGGAAAGGAGAAAUUGAGAGAUGCACAUAUAUCAAGUACCACUACUCCUCAGCCACCAUCCCCAGGAACCUCACCUUCAACAUCACGAAGACCAUUCGGCAGGAUGAGUGGCAUGCCCUGCACCUGCGUAGGAUGACAGCUGGCUUCAUGGGCAUGGCAGUGGCCAUCAUCCUCUUCGGCUGGAUCAUCGGUGUCCUGGGCUGCUGCUGGGACCGAGGCCUUAUGCAGUAUGUGGCAGGGCUUCUCUUCCUCAUGGGAGGAACCUUCUGCAUCAUUUCACUGUGUACCUGUGUGGCUGGGAUCAACUUUGAGCUAUCACGUUACCCACGCUACCUAUAUGGACUCCCGGAUGACAUCAGCCAUGGCUAUGGAUGGUCCAUGUUCUGUGCAUGGGGGGGCCUGGGCCUCACACUAAUCUCGGGAUUCUUCUGUACCUUGGCCCCCUCUGUCCAACCUGUCCCGAGGACCAACUGCCCUAAAUCCAGGCCAGAGAAUGGGACAGUGUGCUAAAAACAAACAAA
Messenger RNA from Acomys russatus (golden spiny mouse), 1350 nucleotides. It is a transcript of the gene Tmem178b, whose product is annotated as transmembrane protein 178B. Gene Ontology annotation, cellular component: membrane. The transcript is spliced from 4 exons. NCBI's taxonomy places the organism in Eukaryota, Metazoa, Chordata, Mammalia, Rodentia, Muridae. The coding region runs from base 455 to 1339 and encodes 294 amino acids. The record is from RefSeq and is a predicted model, not a curated record.